AUGGAGCAGCCGCCGCCCGCCUCGUUGGCGCCGGCGCCGGCGCCGCAGUCGCUGGUGUCCCGCGCGCGCACCGCGAUCCACUCCGCCGCCGCCCGCGUGCUCACCGACAUCAAAGCUGACCUCCGAGAUGCCGACGGAUUCGGCGGGCGUAGCAGGGCGCCGUCGCCGAGGACGUCCCUGGAUCGGGAGGCCGAAGUGAGCGCCACGGGGCGGGAGCCGGACAUGAAGCCGCCGUCGCCGCGUGAUGAGGUACUAGAAAUAAGCCCCUCGGGGAAUGAGGAUUGCUCAAGCAUACCAACUGAGUCAACUUGUUCAACAAAGCUGACCUUUCCUCCAGGUUCAAUAGUUAAACAACUGGUGUCUGCCAUUGAAAAUGGGAAAAGUUUCAAGUCAAUGAGUGAUAUGAGGCAUACUGGAGACCAAUUGCUGAAAGAUAAGGGAGGUUUGAGCUUGUCUGUUGUUAAGUCACUUGUUCGACGUGACAAGGAAGAAAGAUCGAGCUCUGAAUUUUUUGGUGAUGAAGAAACUCAAUCUUUGAUGUACUCCUUGUUCAAAUUAGAGGAACAGUUUUCACUCGAAGGAAGUCAAUGUUUCCCUGAAUUGGUUCAUUCAAGAUCUGUGUCCAAGGAUCUACAUGGUGCACCACCUGGAAGUUUUAUUCAUCAUUUAGCAGUAGUUAUUGGCAGCAUUAGUUCUGUGCACAAGGUGGCAUUUUUUUGGCAAUCAGUUGUUCUUGAGUUGAGGAAACUAUGGUCCGAUUGGCAAUCUGUGCCUCGAAUGCCACUUGAGGCUGCUCCAGACUUGAAUUCUUGUUUACUACAUCAGGAGAUCCAAGUUGUAAAUUGUUGCAUUGCCAGGAAAAAGCGAAGGAAAGCAGCUAAGGAGUCACUGGAUUCCUUGCUAAAGCAGGCAAGUAUUGAUAAAUCAGAACCCAGGUUGUCAAAAGGGAAGUCUCCUGACAGCGAGAUGUAUGCAAGAGAUAGUACUGGUGAUUAUGUCCUUCGACUUGGUGCUGAUCGGUCAUCUGAGAACUUAACAUUACUGGAAACUGGUGAGCCUAUCUAUUCCCCGACACUGCAGGAAGGCCCCAUCAUGACAGCAGAGCUUAUAAAAGAAACAGAGGAGCUAGUGUUACGGACAGGAAGUCUGGGUGCUGGAUGCUCUCAACUUCUAUCAGAUAUGCAGGCUUUCAAGGCAACAAAUCCUGGUUGUGUCCUGGAGGACUUCGUUAGAUGGCACUCUCCUCCUGAUUGGUCUGAGGAUUGUGUUGCAAACAGUACCACAGUCGGGGAAGGCUCAUCUAGACGUGGGCGGUUAAGUGAUAGAAUGCAAACAAAAGAAGGUAACUUGUGGAAGGAACUCUGGGAGGCUGCAAAACCAAUACCUGCAGUUGAACAGACUCCUAUAUAUGAUGAAGAUUUAGCCGUGGAGAGCAUCUUUGAUGCGUUGGAAGUUAUUGAACCAUCAAAAUUGUUUGAGCAGCUACUUGGCGUCAUUCUUUCUGUAUGCUUUGUGGCAGCAGAAUUGGUUCUAGCCGCAGAUAGCAACCUGUCAAAAUUAUUCUACGAUUGUAAGGACUACAUAAUUGGCAUCUAUCAUGAUGACAUGUCAAAAGACGAGCUAGAUGAGAUAUGCAAGGUGUACGAGACGAUGGAAGCCAUAGUAACCCACCCUGAAGAAGCUCUCCAGAUCAUGGAGCAACCUGUUGAAAAGUCUGUUGACAAAAAAAACAGCUUCAAGCUGAAGCUCAACUUUAUGGCCAAAGAUCGCCCGCCACUCUGGAAGCGCACAACAAAGGAUGAGAAGAAGAUGUCUCCAAAGGAUGACAAGAAUACAUCAGAGGAAAAGAACACGAAGAUAUUCUCUAACCUUUUUGACAAGAAGGUUAACAUAUUUUCAAAGAAGAAUGUGAAAUUAUCGGAGGUGCCACCAGCGCCCACUUCAUCUUCUCCUGGGCCAUUUGAGGAGAGCGAGUGGAUGAUUUUGUAG
Messenger RNA from Miscanthus lutarioriparius, 1989 nucleotides. The record is from the annotation of a GenBank genome assembly. NCBI's taxonomy places the organism in Eukaryota, Viridiplantae, Streptophyta, Magnoliopsida, Poales, Poaceae.